This is a messenger RNA of Danio aesculapii, 2304 nucleotides long. RefSeq names its product cytoglobin 2 (gene cygb2). The record is from RefSeq and is a predicted model, not a curated record. Gene Ontology annotation, biological process: oxygen transport. Gene Ontology annotation, molecular function: oxygen binding; iron ion binding; heme binding. Lineage: Eukaryota; Metazoa; Chordata; Actinopteri; Cypriniformes; Danionidae. Bases 190 to 867 code for a protein of 225 amino acids. The transcript is spliced from 3 exons.
AGCACAGGCAACAUCUGUGUUCGAGGGUAGAUAGAGACCAAAGCAGCUUGUAAGACAAGGAACAAAAAAGGUGUCGAUGAGAUUGACAACAGAGACAGAGACAACAGAUACAUUCAUCGGAAAAUUGCCAGAAGUGAAUUCAUCCUGCCUGCAUCAGGGAGUGAGGGGCAUAGAGUGAGAGGGGGGCGGAUGCACACUCUCUACUCUCUUGCCCUGGAUUUCUGUUGCCCCCUCCGCCAACUUCGUCAGUCUUCCCCACCACCACAGCCUCUCAUUUCACCGUCUGUUCCUGCAUCAGGCGCAAGUACCCCGUGGUGUGUCUGUGGCAUGCAGAAAGAGAGGGAGGAUGAAGAGACGGAGGGGAGGGAGAGACCAGAGCCUCUGACGGAUGUGGAGCGGGGCAUCAUUAAGGAUACCUGGGCACGUGUUUAUGCGAGUUGUGAGGAUGUAGGCGUCACUAUACUAAUCAGAUUCUUUGUUAACUUCCCCUCAGCAAAGCAGUAUUUCAGUCAGUUCCAGGAUAUGGAGGAUCCGGAGGAGAUGGAGAAAAGCUCUCAGCUGAGAAAACAUGCCCGACGUGUCAUGAACGCCAUUAACACAGUUGUGGAGAACCUACAUGACCCAGAGAAAGUAUCAUCUGUGCUGGUACUGGUGGGAAAAGCACAUGCCUUCAAAUACAAAGUGGAACCAAUAUACUUCAAAAUCUUAAGUGGGGUUAUUCUGGAGAUACUUGGAGAGGAGUUUGGAGAGUGCUUUACACCAGAGGUACAGACUUCCUGGUCCAAACUGAUGGCAGCAUUGUACUGGCAUAUCACGGGGGCCUAUACUGAGGUGGGGUGGGUGAAACUAUCCAGCUCAGCAGUCUGAGAAGGCCUGGCACAUGUGAUCAAUGUGAUCAAAAUAUUUGGCUAGCUAAACAAUUGAUGUAAGAUGAAAAGGUAAAAGAAAAUAAUUCAGAAAGAAGUGAGGCUGAAAUCUGUUCAUUAUAAAAUGUGUCAUUCUCUUGUACCCUGUUUUAUACAUAAUAAUUCAGUAUAAAGUAUGUACUAACUUUUAAGAUGUUGUCUGUGCCAUGUAUAAUGUGCCAUUGUGUCUUUUAAGGUUAGUAUUGUGUACUUAAUCUUAACUCUAUAGCCUACAAGUAUAAGUUGGGAUUAUUUGAAUACAAAUAAAAUGUUGAAGAUUGAUUCACUAACAUAAAUCACAAACACACGUAAAGGGUAGCAUCUCAAAGAAGACAAUAAUGCAUCUAUGAAUAUAUAGUAGACAGUAAAGAUGAUUCAUUGUUUAUCUGGGUCUUUAUGCAGGUUAAGUUGGCUCAUCUCACCUGUCAGCUUCCACGUCCUCAGGUAGUUCACUGGUUAUUGUCAUGUCACAUCAAAGUCAAAGUCAGCUUUAUUGUCAACUCAACCACAUGUACAGGACAUAUAGAGAAUCGAAAUUACGUUAUUCUCAGACUCUAGGUGCCUAACAUAUAAUAUUAAUACAAAGAGUAGAGUAUAACAUAUUCAUAAACUAAAAUUUUGCAGGCUGUCCCAGUCCUAUAACAGAAAAUAAUUGUUUAAUAUCGGCAUUAUGAUUGGCCAGAUCACCUGCGAAGGGACAAUUUUUCAACCACAAAAUUAUUGAAGAUAAGCACACAUAAAAACAACACCACUCUUCACCAUGUCAACUUGCAUGUGCUAAAGUUAGUUUGGAAAGACAAAGUUCUGAAAGAAUGAUUUAUAGAUUUAUGUAACCAAAUUUUAAUUGGAUAGGAAAAAUGGUAAGGGACUGUACCCACACAAAGUGAUUCUACUAUGCUGCUUGCACAAACAACUUUAGUCAUCCAAACUCUUGGCAAAGCUUAAGAACACUAUUUCCAAAGUCAUAAAUGGAGGUGGGCCAGUCUUGCUAUAGGGAUGCUUUGUGUUAGCAGAAAGAUAAAAUCUUAGGGAUUUGUAUAGGGAAGUAUCAGAGCAUAGUUUAAUUUGAAAAUAUAUAAUUAUACAAUAAAAAAAAUACAAUUCCUAAUAACUCCUGUAAAUCCGGGCAAACAAAGAAUGUUAAACUUGUCCCUUAAUUUAUCCCAUAGAUGUGUGUUUGUAUAAAUUGCCUAAGCAGAUGAAUCACAUAUUUCAGUAUUAAUCACCUAACAUUGAUGUUCUGUGGUAAAUGUUAUAUUUUUGUAAUUAUUACUGAUUUUGUACAAAGUAUGGCAUCUCAUGUAUCGAUACUGACUGUGUGAUUUGUUUCCUUUUGGUUCAUAAUAUUUAAUUUGGAGGGGUUGUACAACAUUAAUACAAACUAAAAUGAAGAUGUUAC